GCUCCGGGUCCCGCAAAACUGCUGGAGGGCGCGUGCUGCCCCGCCCUCGGAGGAGCGGAGCCGCGGGAUGCGCGGGGACGUGCCGCUGCCCUGGGCGCCCAGUUGGGCUGACGCGGACUCCCGGCUCCGGCGCUGACCGUGCCCGGCGCGGACGCUGCUUGGGCGCCUACUCUGGCCCACCACGCUGACUUCCGGGCCGCCCCGCGUCCCCGGCUUCUCGCUCCCUGCGCAGGGAGCUGGCCCUCUUUUUCGCCCUGAUCUCAGCUCGGACAGCGAAUGCUCGGCGCCCGAGGGUCGUAGCUCCCUGGCUCGGCGAGACGCAGUGGCAGCCGCCAUGGGCUGCUUCUGCGCGGCGCCCGAGGACUUUUACUGCGAAGUUCUGCUCCUGGAUGAGUCCAAGCUGACCCUCACGUCGCAGCAGCAGGGCAUCAAGAAAUCGACACGAGGCUCUGCCGUCCUGGAGCACGUCUUCCGGCACAUCGACCUUGUGGAGAUAGAUUAUUUUGGGCUGCGUUACUGCGACAGAAGUCACCAGACGUACUGGCUGGAUCCUGCGAAGACCCUCGCGGAACACAAGGAGCUCAUCAACACUGGACCUCCAUAUACUUUGUAUUUUGGUAUUAAAUUCUACGCUGAAGAUCCGUGUAAGCUUAAGGAAGAGGUAACCAGAUACCAGUUUUUCUUGCAGGUGAAACAGGAUGUCCUUCAGGGCCGGUUGCCCUGCCCGGUCAACAUUGCGGCUCAGCUGGGAGCACAUGCCAUCCAGGCUGAACUUGGAGAUUACGACCCAUAUAAACACACUGCAGGGUAUGUUUCAGAAUACCGGUUUGUGCCUGAUCAGAAAGAAGAACUUGAAGAAGCCAUAGAAAGGAUUCAUAAAACUCUGAUGGGGCAGGCACCGUCUGAAGCUGAGCUCAGCUACCUGAGGACCGCCAAGUCGCUGGAGAUGUAUGGCGUGGACCUUCACCCUGUCUACGGAGAGAACAAGUCUGAGUAUUUCCUGGGAUUGACUCCUGUUGGCGUUGUUGUCUACAAGAACAAGAAGCAAGUGGGGAAGUACUUUUGGCCUCGGAUCACCAAGGUUCACUUCAAGGAGACUCAAUUUGAACUCCGAGUGCUGGGGAAAGAUUGCAAUGAAACCUCCUUCUUCUUCGAAGCACAGAGUAAGACUGCUUGCAGGCACCUGUGGAAGUGCAGCGUAGAGCAUCAUACAUUUUUCAGAGUGCCAGAAACCGAGUCAAGUUCAUUGUCAAGAAAACUCAGCAAGCUUGGAUCCAUCAGUCAGAAGCACCGGUUCAGGACAGCCUCGCAGAUGAGCCGAGACCUGUCCAUCCAGCUCCCACGGCCGGAUCAGAACGUAGCAAGGAGUCGCAGCAAGACGUACCCUAAGAGAGUGGUGCCCACGCAGCCCACAGGGUCCAUCAGCACAAAUCGGAUGACUGUGGACGUGGAGCACGGAGAACAUGAAAGGACAGCUAACGUUAUCACACCUUCACCCGGGAAGAGCUUUAAGAAAGCCAAGAAUGAAAACAGCCCUGACGUUCAGAGAAGCAGGCCCCACGCACCGUGGGAGGAGGACGGGCCCCAGGGGGGGCUCUACCACUCUGCUAAUGACCGCACCAGGUCCCCCAAGUUUCCCUGCACGCGCCGCCGGAACCCUUCCUGUGGAAGCGAUGAGGCUGCGCAGCCCAUGAGAAGGAGGUCACGCUCGCGCUGUAACACCAGCAGCGGCAGCGAGUCGGAAAGUUCCACCAGAGAGCACCGGAAGAAGAGAAGCCGAGCACGGCAGGAGAAUGACAUGGUCGACUCGGCGCCUCAGUGGGAAGCCGUGCUAAGGAGACAGAAGGAGAAAAGCCAAGUGGACCCCAGCAACCGGCGUUCCAGACACCGAUCUCGCUCGCGGAGUCCAGACAUUCAGGCGAAAGAGGAACUGUGGAAGCACAUUCAAAAGGAGCUCGUGGAUCCCUCUGGGCUGUCGGACGAGCAGCUGAAGGAGAUCCCGUACACUAAAGUGGAGACUCAGGGUGACCCUGUCCGCAUCAGACACUCGCAUUCACCACGCAGUUACCGCCAGUACCGCCGGUCCCAGUGCUCGGAUGGAGAGCGGUCUGUUCUCUCAGAGCUGAAUUCCAAGACGGACCUGGUCCCCCCGCUGCCGGUGACCCGCUCCGCAGACGCGCAGGGCUCAGGAGGCGCCACGGUACAUCAGAGAAGAAAUGGGUCUAAAGAUAGCCUCACUGAAGAGAAGUGUCACAUGUCUGCAAGCAACCUGGCUGGAAAACACACUGCGAGAACCGUCAAGACUGUCCAGGCCUCGCGUCUCAGGACCGAGAGCUGACCCUGGCCGUGCCCCGGGAGCCGCGUUCCUGCAGGAUAGGCCUGCCCCAGGACGAAGAGCUGGCCCAAGCAGAGGGCUGGGGACCGGCCAGGGUGGCACCACUGGCACCCCGACAGGACAAGUGCCUGGGGGGGACAGGAUGGCACCUCUAGUCCUGACAACCUUGGCCUGUGACCGGCCUGGACACUGGGCUGCGGCCGGUCUGCUGGCAGGACACCCAGUGGGAGCAGGGACUACAGGUGGUUGAGGCAUCCGGUCAGUGUGGGCAUCUCCUACUUCACACUGUAACACUUUAUUGUGACACUGAGUUCCACUGGUGAUUCAGAAAUAUUCCCAAGUAUUGCCUUUGCUUCCUAUCGUGUCCUGUCUUGUUUUCAGAAAAGGCUGACCCCUCACCUUGAGCUAACUGUGCCUGCCACCCUUCCCACCGUUUGUCA
Messenger RNA from Ochotona curzoniae (black-lipped pika), 2775 nucleotides. It is a transcript of the gene EPB41L4A, whose product is annotated as erythrocyte membrane protein band 4.1 like 4A. Gene Ontology annotation, molecular function: cytoskeletal protein binding. The record is from RefSeq and is a predicted model, not a curated record. The coding region runs from base 335 to 2338 and encodes 667 amino acids. Gene Ontology annotation, cellular component: cytoskeleton. The transcript has 22 exons. NCBI's taxonomy places the organism in Eukaryota, Metazoa, Chordata, Mammalia, Lagomorpha, Ochotonidae.